This is a messenger RNA of Nymphalis io (European peacock), 4355 nucleotides long. It is a transcript of the gene wfs1, whose product is annotated as wolframin. The record is from RefSeq and is a predicted model, not a curated record. NCBI's taxonomy places the organism in Eukaryota, Metazoa, Arthropoda, Insecta, Lepidoptera, Nymphalidae. The coding region runs from base 130 to 2781 and encodes 883 amino acids. Gene Ontology annotation, biological process: calcium ion homeostasis; endoplasmic reticulum unfolded protein response. The transcript is spliced from 9 exons. Gene Ontology annotation, cellular component: endoplasmic reticulum membrane.
CAGAUGAGUGGACUUAAAAAAAUUACGAAUCGUAGUUUAAAAACAUUUUUAAUUUUAUUUCGAAUAGCUUGAAAAAUUUUGGAAUAAAAGUGAAAAUAAAUUCAGUUAUAAGUGACGUCUCAUAAAACAAUGCCUUCGGGCCGCAAAAGGUGGAAUCUCCAUGAUGGACCACAAGGCUCUUUAAGGAGGUUGCGCAACCAGCUUGCUGAAGAUGGGUGUGCUGAGUCUCAAGUGGUUCUCGCAAAACAACUAUUAGAAGAAAAAUGUGAACUGGAGGCUGAUAAGAUAUCGAAUUUCAAACAGGCAUUGGAAUGGCUUAUUUGUGCUACUGAGCAAGCUCAUCCUGAAGCUAGAAGAAUGCUCCGAAGGUGUAUAAGAAGUGGCGUGAUAGACGAAGACAGCGCUCCGAUAGUGAGAGCAAAAUCGUGCUUAGCGGCCAGCCGUCAAGAGACAGUGGCAAGGAAAGCGGCCAGGGAUCUAUUCGCAAGUCUGUCUAACGGGGAACAGUACAUAACAACCGCGCAACUGGAGCGACGCAUUCGCGAGAUAUGUUCGACGACUCUAAGAAAGGACCCCGAUGAUGACGCGCUUGAUGAUGAUUCACAAGAUGAAGCUAGAGCAUUAGAUGGAGAACAAGCCUUAGAACCGUCUCAGCUUCAAGCCGGUGACCACAUACAUACGAAUGGCACUAUUCGGACACAUGACGUUGAGGAUGAUUAUCCAGACAGUUACAGUCAAAAUGAAGAAAUUCGAAAUUUAACAGUAGACAACUUAGUUACCGCUGCAGUAGAUUAUUGUCAGGGCGAAUUGCCUCUAGUCAGCUACGAAUUGACCCUAACAGACCCUAGCAUUAAAUCCUUAGAUCAUAUCCCAAUUUUACACCAGGCAUUCCUACAUCCACUAGUUUUUAUAAAAGUUCUUUAUCUUAAAUUAUUGUAUUAUUUCGGGUCGUUUUCCUUCAGACUUUCAAAUAUCGAACUCUCCCUGCUUCUGAUAGCGUAUCUGUCAGUCAGUACAGAUAGUUUGUAUCAUUUAGUGCCAUUAGUUUUCUACUACGUCAGUAUUAUCGCAAUGGUGAUAUGUACAUUCAAAAUGUUGCUCGCUAAGCGUCAAUUUAUCGAUUUCAGGAAGUGGUCCGGUCUGUUUCUGAGAUAUAGUGAUGGGAAUUUACAGCCAGACGAGUCGGAGAAUUUGUUUGUACGAAAUAAUCUCGGUCCCUUUAUCCAGUUCUUUUUAGCAUUAUUCGUUAAUUUGUUCCUGUAUCCAUUCAUUGCUACGCAAUGGGUUCCGUUUUCUGAAUUCUGCGUUCUAUCAUUCUGUCUAAUGUUCUUGACGUUAUUCUCUUUUGACACAAAUGGUAGUCCAUACCCAGAUAUAUUGGCACUCGUUUCCUUUGGUAUCAACGUGCUCGCAAAGUAUCCUUACGAGAAAGACACGGUAGUUCAUCAGGGCUGGCGUUUUCUGGAUUUACACAUAUCGAAUUAUCCAUCUUAUAUACUCGGUAAUAGUAUCGAAUUUUGCUUGAAUGCACGUGUCUUCUUCUCCCUUCUAAUUCCGUGCAUCUUGGUGCUGAUGACUAGGAGAUGUAAUUGGCAAGGUUUUCUAAAGUAUACCUUACCUCAUUGCGUUACGCUUAGCUGGUUACAAAUGUUCAUAACCUGCUCCCAUGGUUGUACAACCUACGGGUUGAUAAGAGGCACUUUGGCGUUGGUAUGUUCGUUUCUUUUUUUGCCUUUAAUGGGUAUAAUUACUGUGACACUGCCGAUCUUUGCGUUUCUCCAAUAUGUCACGAUGUCAAAGUUGUUUUACACUCUGACGGUUAUGACUGGACUGACAAUCGGUUUGUGUGUAACAUGCCUUUUGGCGAAGUCGGAGGCUACCAAAAAAUUCGUCACACCAUUUCAGCUCGCAGUUGGUCUAAUAACAUUAAUUUACAUUGGUAAUCAGUUCUUGAUACGAGUCCAGGAUGACGGUUUACCUUCCAGCCUUAUAGAAAUAAUAGGCGACGAAAAAUCAAGCAUAAAGAACUUAUUGAAAAAUGAAUUCAUAACGGAAUACGAAGUAAAUACUUAUCACAUAAAUUGGGACGAUUAUUACAACCAAUGUAACACGCCAUCUUGGUCGGAUUACAAUAUGGCGUCCACUCAAAUUAAAUGUUCGAUUCUCGAAGGUGCCAACAUAAAUUGGGAGGGUUAUGUUAAAGAUGUCAAAAUAAAGAGCGUCACAAAUCAAUGGAGUUCCUUCGCGUCAUGGUUGCCUGGUAUUUUGGCGGAGUAUUUCAAAUGUUACUACGGUGAGGAAUUUUCGUCUUUAUGUCAAAGCGAAGAUGGCGUCAUUGUGGAUGACUGCGAGUUCGUAACGAGCGUCGCACGGCAAAGUGGGAAGAGCUGUCACUUGAACAACUUGAAUGAAUAUAAUUAUGAAGUUACGGUCAACAUGGAAGCCAAUGGGGGACUGUUGAAGCGUCACACGGAAAUAACACUGGCAUUAGAUCAUUUCUUCACAAAUUUUACUCGGUUAUUGCGUUCAGAUGACAAAAUUCGAUUCAAGGGCGUCUUGUCAAACGAUCCCGGCUCUUAUAACAUAGGGAAUAAGGACUUAAAUGUAAAAGGUUAUGAAAUUAAUUGCGUAGAAUGUAAAGUCGCGAGGGGUACCAUUAGUUCGAGGAGUCAUUCGUCGUCGAAAUUGUCAGACCUUUGUCGGACUAUUGUUAACGAUUGUAUCGUUUCAGCGAAAUACAUAUUAAAUUUUUUAUUGAAUCCUGUAAUUGUUUUUAAAUAAAUUUUCAUUUCCGAUGCCAUAUUUUGUUAACUUAUUUGUAAUUUUUGAUGACAGUUUGUGAUUCAGGACUUCCUAAUUAGUGGGAUGUGCUUCCUUAUACGACUAAGGAUAGUAAUGUGAGAUUAAGGUCUGCCCAUAGUGUUUGGAUGUUUGUGAAAGUCUAUUUAAAUAUGUAAAUCUAAUAGCUUUUGACUAUUAUCAACAGUUACCCACAAAUCUUGGGCAUGAAAAUGUGUUUUUAUUAUCUUCGAUUUGAUGAUGAAAUUUUUGGAAAUUCCUGAUAAUAUUCCUAUAUCGAGUUUUAAAUCUUUAGAUAUAUUGAAAGCAGUAUUUUGUGUUUUGUUAUAUAGAUGUUAAUAAUAGUAUCGCUUGCAGUGUCUAUUAAAACCUAAAUAUUGAUAUAAAAGAAAAAAAAAUGUGUAUUUUCAAAUGUGAAUAUUUUUUGUACAAAUAAACGGGUACGUCAUCUUACAUUUCAUAGUUUAUCCAAUUUAAGAUAAUAUCUCUUUUCCUAAAUUAUUAAUGAUAUACAUAAUUAUUUUUUGACAGUGUAUACUCGUUUGUGUAUAAUAUUUUUUAAAUACAAAAAUAUUUUCGAGUAGAAAUAUAAAGAAAUGUCAAAUUUGAUGUUACUUAAUUUGGAUAAAUUUUGAUAUUUUCGAUAAAAAAAUAACCUAAGAAAAUUAUUUAAGAACAGGUUAUUUAAUGUUGAUAUUAAUUGGAUGAAGACUGUUUUAUCUGUAUUUUCGUGUGCGUUUCAAAAUUGAUUUGUGUGUUUUGUUGCAUUUAGUUUAAAACAUACUUUUUUGUACCUAAUUUACAUUAAGUUAUUAUGAAAAGCAUUAAAAACAAUGACAAAAAAUAUUUUGCUUACAUAGAGGUUUAAAUAAAUCCAUUAUAAAUGUUUCUGAUCUUUCCCAAUUUACUGAAGUUAAUCUGUAACUGACUUACUGUGUUUGAAUGUUUGCUACCAUGAAUGGUGAUAUGUUACAUUGUCGUCCAGUUUCUGAAACGAUGAUCAAAGUCACAUUUACUAAGCAAAUUACUGAAAUGUCAUUGGCCGCGUAUUACGUCAUCGGUUGCCAUCUACCAAUGACCAUUCAGAGAUAAUGUGGUUUUGAAACUGGAGGUGAGUUGUCUGCUUUACUUUUUUUUUUUGUAAAGAAAUUAUACAUUUGAUCUCCAAUCUCAAAUUCAUUGGAAACUUAUGUUCUCUUUGACGAACUAUAAUUUAAAUUGAAAUAAAAUUUGUAAUAUGAACAGUUUUAAGCUGUAUUUAAUAUCACUUUUAAUGUUUAGUCUAUUUGUAUAAAGGUUUCCUUUAACAAUUGCUUGUAAUAAUAUGUUAGAUGCUUUGUUAGAAACAGCCUUAUUUAUCUGCCGCUCCAAUAAACACCGCAUACACUUUUUAACAUAUUUUGUUCGUCGUUAGAAAACUUAUUAUUAAGAAAAUGAAUGUAUGUAUUUUAUGAAAUUAAAUUAUUAUAAAAUGUUAAUAAAUAACGCCUAGUGUGGAGGUGUGAUGUUUUAAAUGUGACAAUAUAGUUUAUUAACUUCCAAUGUAAUAAAAAAAA